Molecule: messenger RNA, 2504 nt
Organism: Rubroshorea leprosula
Lineage: Eukaryota; Viridiplantae; Streptophyta; Magnoliopsida; Malvales; Dipterocarpaceae
Source: the annotation of a GenBank genome assembly
UUCUGAGGAAGAUCGAACAAAGCCAUGGCGACAUCUUCUCCUUCCAUUUCUAUCUUUUUCUUGUUUCUGUUUCUUCGUUCAUUUCCUCUGAUUUUGUCUUCAUCGGAAUCGGAUUCUCCUCACAACUUCAUCAUCCACGUCUCCAAAUCCCACAAGCCUUCUCUUUUCUCAUCUUCUGGUCACUGGUACACCUCCAUCAUCGAAUCCCUCCCACAUUCCCCCCACCCCACCAAACUUCUCUACACCUAUGAACACGCCAUCAAUGGCUUCUCCGCCAGCCUCACCGCCGAGCAGGCAUUCAAACUCCGCCAGCUUCCCGGGAUCCUUUCCGUUAUUCCGGACCAGGCGCGUCAGAUUCACACCACCCGCACACCUCACUUUUUGGGCCUUACCAACGGAAUUGGCCUUUGGCAUAGCUCGUGUUACGGCGAUGGUGUGAUAAUCGGAGUUCUUGACACUGGAAUUUGGCCGGAGAGUCCGAGUUUCUCGGAUUCGGGUCUAUCCCCUGUUCCGUCGGGUUGGAAGGGUAAAUGCGAAACAGGGCCUGAUUUUCCGGCUUCCGCUUGCAAUCAGAAGAUCAUCGGCGCCAGAGCGUUUUACAGAGGCUAUGAGUCGGAUCUUGGAAAACCCAUGGAUGAGUCAAAGGAAUCUAAAUCGCCGCGGGAUACUGAGGGCCAUGGGACCCAUACUGCUUCGACGGCGGCCGGAUCUGUGGUAGUAAAUGCUAGUCUCUACCAGUAUGCAUAUGGGGAAGCCCGUGGUAUGGCGGCGAAAGCUCGAAUUGCCGCUUACAAAAUCUGUUGGAGUAUUGGUUGUUUUGAUUCCGAUAUACUUGCAGCAAUGGACCAAGCGAUCUCCGAUGGGGUUGAUGUGAUCUCUUUAUCCGUUGGAGCAACAGGGUAUGCUCCUGAGUACUACCAUGAUUCUAUAGCAAUUGGGGCUUUUGGUGCCGCACAGCACGGAAUUGUUGUGUCAUGUUCUGCUGGGAAUUCUGGUCCAGGUCCGUUCACCGCAGUGAACAUUGCCCCGUGGAUUUUAACAGUUGGCGCUUCCACAAUUGAUCGGGAAUUUCCAGCUGAUGCUGUUCUCGGCGAUGGAAGGAUCUUUAGCGGCGUGUCACUGUACUCCGGCGAUUCUCUUCCUGAUUUCCAACUUCCUCUGAUCUACGCCGGCGACUCUGGGAGUAGAUAUUGCUAUACUGGCAGCCUAUCUCCAUCCAAAGUUCAGGGGAAAAUCGUUGUGUGUGACAGGGGAGGGAAUGCCAGAGUCGAAAAGGGAAGUGCAGUGAAGCUUGCCGGUGGGUUGGGAAUGAUUCUUGCAAAUACUGCAGGGAACGGUGAAGAAUUGAUCGCCGAUUCCCAUCUAAUUCCAGCAAACAUGGUAGGGGAGGAAGCCGGCAAUGAGAUACGAGAUUACAUUAAGUUGAGUCAAUUCCCUACUGCCACAAUCGUGUUCCGUGGGACAGUGAUUGGCCCAACCCCGCCGGCCCCUAAGGUAGCAGCUUUCUCCAGUCGGGGUCCAAACCACCUGACCCCAGAGAUCCUCAAGCCAGACGUCAUUGCUCCCGGUGUUAACAUCCUGGCCGGAUGGACUGGCUUCACCGGACCAACUGAUCUCGACAUUGAUCCCAGAAGAGUUAAUUUCAACAUAAUUUCAGGUACUUCAAUGUCCUGCCCUCACGUCAGCGGAUUGGCUGCACUGCUCCGAAAGGCAUACCCCAAUUGGUCACCAGCGGCCAUAAAAUCCGCCCUGAUGACAACUGCUUACACCAUUGAUAACUCCGGAAACAGCAUCAAGGAUCUCGCCACCAGCGACGAAUCAACCCCGUUUGUCCAUGGAGCCGGUCAUGUUGAUCCAAACAGAGCACUUCAUCCCGGAUUGGUGUACGACAUUAAUGCUAAUGACUACGUUGCAUUCCUCUGCUCCAUUGGGUAUGAUUCAUCCCUAAUCUCAGUUUUCCUUAGGGAGCCAGCUAGUGCCAACGUAUGUGAUGGGAAGUUGUCUUCUCCGGGGAGCCUGAAUUACCCAUCAUUCUCCGUUGUGUUUGGAUCGGACACUAAUGUUGUUAGAUACAAGAGGACGGUGAAGAAUGUUGGGAGUCUAGCGGAUGUUAUGUAUGAGGUUAAGGUGAAUGCUCCUCCAGGGAUUGAGAUCAGUGUCUGGCCAAGUAAGCUUGUGUUCAGCUCGGAGAACGAGGCAUUGUCGUACGAGGUUGAGUUUAGGAGUGGUGGUGAGAUAGGGUUGUCGGAUGUUGAAGGUCAGAAAUUUGGGUGGAUUCAGUGGUGUGAUGGGGUUCAUCAGGUGAGGAGUCCUGUUGCUGUUAGAUGGAGCCAGGGACCAAGGGAUGUUAUUUAAACUUUAAAGUUAUAUUUUUUGGGAUUUGUACUUUGUCUUCUUCCCGUUGUAUCAAUGUUCUGUUCGGACUUUAACAACAUCCAUUUAUCAUCUUAAACAUUGACAUUGAAACUUCCAUAAAAAUUUUAUAAUGAAGUAAAUUAUUGCUU